Molecule: messenger RNA, 4218 nt
Organism: Gigantopelta aegis
Lineage: Eukaryota; Metazoa; Mollusca; Gastropoda; Neomphalida; Peltospiridae
Product: cytosolic phospholipase A2-like
Exons: 14
Coding region: 139-3435 (1098 amino acids)
Biological process (GO): glycerophospholipid catabolic process
Cellular component (GO): cytosol
Molecular function (GO): calcium ion binding; calcium-dependent phospholipid binding
Source: RefSeq, a predicted model, not a curated record
UUCUGAUUGGUCGGUUUCGGAGACUCUUGUCCCGUGUGAUACUUCGCCUCAGGGUCACGUCUCCUUCCGUAUGACCCCGUGACGUGACGUAGCGAACACCGCCAAUAGACGAACCGAUAGGGCGAUCGUGUGAGAAAAAUGACUGCAAAGUACGUGGGCGAAGUGGGUUUCAAUGCUAAAGGGGAUACAUCUAUAUCACAGAAUAAUCCGAACGUAGUGAUUAAGAGUGUCCAAUUCGAGACCAGUCGUGUAACUCCGUCAAAGAUGGGCAGUCUGACAGAAAGCGCCCAACAGGUGUCGCCUAACGUGUUCACCAAACCUUCUUUCAGCAGACGACAGUACAGUAAACGUAGAACGUCGUCGUCAACAUCGUCGUCGUCGCUAGACCACGUGGACGACUCGAAAGAUCCACCGACGCCGCCGCUGUCGCCGUCGUCUCGUAAAAGCCGAAAGAUGGAUGGUUUCGGCAACAGUUUUGACCCAUACCAAGUAUUUCAGGUGGAUCAUUUACCAUGUAUGAUUUUGAAAGUCAGGGUAGUGAAAGGACAAUAUAUCACGAAAGGAUGGGCACAGGAUUUCAUUGACACGCCCGACCCUUACAUUUCUCUGAGAGUGAGGACCGCCCCUGAGGGCAGGAAGCGGACGAAAACGAUCGACAACACACAGAACCCAAUAUGGAACGAAACCUUCACAUUUUACCUGGACUUCAGAGAGAGGAACACACUACAAAUCACUUUGAUGGAGGCGAACACUUUCAUCGAUCAGCAGUUGGGAACUCAGUAUUUCGACAUCAACCGACUCAGGUGGGAGCAAUGGCAGAAGGAAACGUUUAUCUUCAACGAAGUAUCGGAGGUGUACGUCGAGAUGAUGCUGUGCUGGGAUAAAAACCCGACUCUGCGAUACAGUCUGUGUCUCUGUGACGACGAGAAGACGUUUCUAGAACGAAGAAAACAGAAGGUUCUAGUCGCCAUGAGGAAGCUUCUAGGCGAGGAUCAGGGACCGAAGAAUUUAAGCGAAGUUCCGAAUAUUGGUGUGAUAGGCUCUGGCGGAGGAUUUCGGGCAAUGGUUGCGUUCAGUGGAGUGUUUAAAGCCCUGGCAGACAGUGGCAUUUUGGACUGUACCACGUACGCGUGUGGCCUCUCUGGGUCGUCAUGGUAUAUCUCCACACUCUACUCGCACCCGAAGUGGCCCGAGAUGAAGCCAGGCGACAUUCAGGACGAGAUUAAGAACAACAUCGACUCCAGCAUCAUGUGGCUGCUCAAGCCGCAGAGCGUGUAUCGGUAUCUGGAGAGGAUUCUACAGAAACGGCGAGAGGGACAGCCCGUCAGCUUUACCGACUUCUUUGGCCACAUGGUUGGGGAGACGCUUCUUAAAGGGCGCCUGGACAUGAAGUUGACCGACCAGAGAGAUAAAAUCAGCGAGGGAGACACCCCCAUGCCACUGUACACGUGUGUACACGUUAAGAAAGACGUGCCGGCCAGAUCAUUUCAAGAAUGGGUUGAAUUUUCGCCAUACGAGAUUGGCCUUCCUAAGUAUGGGACGUUCAUGGAUUCGAAACUGUUCGGCAGCAAGUUCUUCAUGGGCAAGCUGUGUCGGAAGUACGAGGAGCCUCCGCUCCACUUCCUGCAGGGCAUCUGGGGCAGCGCGUUCUGCAUCCUCUUCAAACGUCUGCUGGAGGACAACAGAAAACUAGACCCAGCAGAGAUGAUCAGACAGGAGUUAGGUAAGGAGCUGGAACGAAACCAACUAGAGGACAGCGACACAAGCGAUUGUAGCGACGAAGAGGACGACGUUGACGAUGACAUAGGCUACGGUAGCAGCAACAAUAUCCACGCCAACAACAGUAACGGCCAUAACCUUGUGAAUGGCAGCAGCAGUAGUAGUAACAAUAGUAGCAACAUCAACGGAAGCAGCAUCAACAAAAGCAGCAGCAGCAACAGUGGCAAUAGCAACAGUAGCAGCAGCAGCAACAGCAGCAACAGUAGCACCAUCACAAGCAGUACUGACGAUAGACAGUGUACCGAGGAUUCCCAGAGUGAUGCGCCAUCACCAAAGAAGCAGAACAGAGUGUCGUUCAACCCAGACGUUGUCGAGGUUGAGAUCCCCAGACCGAUCAGGCCUAACAACGGACUGACGAGAGCUGCGUCCACACACAAGUCGAGGCAGUGGAGUUACUGGCACAACAUGCUUCAGGGAGUCUUUGAAAACAAGAAGUUCGAGCUACUGAGCACGCGAGCCGGUCGCGCCGCCGUCAUCCACAACUUCAUGCGUGGACUGUCGCUCCAGAAGAGCUACCCAAUGUCCCCGUUCACCCCGAUCGAGAAGAGGAUCAACCAGGGCGACGAGUUUGACGGCAACUUCGAGAUGCACCCGACCAACAUCAAACACAUCUAUAUGGUGGACGCCGGACUUACGUUCAACUCCCCGUACCCACUCGUGCUGCGACCUCAGCGUGGCGUCGACAUCAUCUUGUCAUUCGACUUUAGCGCUCGCCCCAGCGACAGCACUGAGCCGUUCAAGGAAUUGCUCCUAGCUGAGCAAUGGGCCAAGGUCAACCGUCUGCCAUUUCCUCCCAUUGAUCGCAGCGUGUUUGACCGAGAGGGCAUGAAGGAGCUGUACAUCUUCAAACACCCGACCGACCCCUACUGCCCUGUUGUCCUACACUUUGUGUUGGUGAACAUCAACUUCAGACAGUUUUCAAAACCAGGGGUACCAAGAACCACAAAGGAGGACCUGGAUUUUGCAGACUUCGACUUGUUCGACGACCCUGCCACCCCGUACUCGACCUUCAACUUCAAAUACACACACGAGCAGUUCACGCGUCUGGCCCAGCUGACGGAGUUCAACACCCUUCUGAACGUGGACGAGAUCAAGAAGACGAUCUGCGAGUGCAUCCAGAGGAAGCGGGACAACCCACGGCGAGGACCCGUGGGCCACAAGGCCAUCAAACUCCUGAGGAUGCAGAGCAUCAAGGAACUCAAAAGACGAAAGAAGAUGCUCCAGAGAGUCGAAAGUCACUGUACAAUCGGUGCUUCACAAUCUUCUAUGUCUUCCCCCGAGACUCCGUACUUCCAAGCCAGCGAUGAGCACCCUCUGUCCCAGGCAUCCUUAGAAAAGGUGACGUCUUCCAUGCAGAUGGUGGAGGAAGACUCCGUGACCAGCGACAGGUUAAAGGAAAGGAGAAGGACCCUCACCCGACAGAAUACUCUAGGCUCGUUGAACAGUAUUACAGAAUCGUGUUCGUUAGAUUCACCCGAGAUUGAGAGCAAAGAUUUGCCAGACGGCGGUGGUGGAAUGACUCAUGCCUUUUAUCCAUUUCUCCCGCAUGAACAUGACAUGGAUGACGACUCUGACGAUGGUGAUGAUGAUGAGGAUGAUGACAUCUUUUAUGAUGCCCAACCAGGCGAUUUCUUUUCUGAGACAUUUGGCACAUGAUGCAAGCUAGCUUCGUAAGUCUUUAAACCUUGUGCACCAUUUGCUACCAAGCAGUUGUCUCAAGUGUUCCAUCCAGUUCUAGCAGCUGACACAAUUAUUUUGAUGCUGCUGCUGCUGCUGAUGUUGAUGUUGAUGAUGAUCACGACAUGAUUAAUGUCCUACCCGGUACCUCUGCUGGGACAUUGAAAUAAUGUGGCACAUGUUACCAAUAAUCAAACAUGGACUACAGAUUGUAGCAGAAAAAGGGAUUCCUUAAAACGUCAUCGCAAGGAGGUACUUAAAGACGAUGGGAUUGUAUUAGGACAUCUGGAGACACAUUCAGUGUCACUCACCAUUCAUCAGAAAGUCAUGUAUCAUCGUGAUACUUCAUAACAUUAUAUACUGCCAUGACUUAUAAUGAGACUUUUCACAUUGUUGGCUGCAAGAAACGGCAUUUGAGAACAAACAGAACAUUUACGAACGAUAUGUCCAGGUUCGUACCUGAGAUGGAGUAGCAGUUACGACCCCAGAAAAACACCGAAAAGUGCCAAUUUAAUUUUGUUUUUAAUGUUCUUCUUCUAGCUGAAUAAUACCGUAGUUCUCCUUCACAGAGCCUCUUAGUUGUUUCAAGCUAGACACAGAACAGAACAGAACAUACAGAAUACUCAAAUUGAUCUCCUUGUCCCAGCAAUCGUUGCUCCGCCCAGCUAUUAGGUUGUGCAUUAUGUGAUAUUAUGUCAUUAUGACGUCAUCUUUCGUAUUUUACACACGUGUAAAUAAUUAUGCAAUAAAACAUAUGCAGUA